Messenger RNA from Radiomyces spectabilis, 1574 nucleotides. Its product is annotated as BRO1-like domain-containing protein. The transcript has 8 exons. Gene Ontology annotation, biological process: cellular response to pH. The coding region runs from base 24 to 1211 and encodes 395 amino acids. The record is from RefSeq and is a predicted model, not a curated record. Gene Ontology annotation, cellular component: plasma membrane. Lineage: Eukaryota; Fungi; Mucoromycota; Mucoromycetes; Mucorales; Radiomycetaceae.
GUUCUUGGAACUUUGGUGAUUCCAUGAGCUACCCAUAUUCACUGCCAACCACGGGCUCGCUAUCGUUCAAGGAUUUCUUGGAAGAUACAGGCUCGUACUCUGCCGAAGUCACCGAUGCUACCGCUCAGCGAGGCAGAGUUCGCAUCGCUCUCAAAGAAUUCAAAAAGGAGACCCCCGGUUCCCGAGAUUACCGUCUUAUACUCAAUACUAUUGAAGACUAUCUACCCUAUCUGGUUGCGGUGACAAACUGUCUCGAGUCGGGCGAGUUAAAGUUGGCCAAAAAUAUUGAAACAUCGUGGCGAUCGACCCUCAGUGAUCAUAUCAUUCAUACCGGCAGCAAUGCACCACGAAUUGUUGGUGCUGAUAUUCAUUAUGAACUUACAUUUGUACUGAUGACUUAUGCUUAUGCUUCCUCAAUGUAUGCCAACGAUCGCUUGCGCACCGUGCAAGAGAAUUCCGACACCGCCUCCAAUCCAUACAAUAAGGUCGCUGAUGCCCUGAAUACUGCGGCGAGUAUUUUCCACUACAUCGCCAACGACGUGAUACCCAAAUGGCGACCAACCUCGGAAAGUCGACCCAUAGAAACCAUUAGAGAAUUGCCCGUGGCCUUAUCAAAAAUGGCCCUGGCGGAUGCACAAGCAGUUGCCAUUACGAAGGCACUAUCGACGGGCAAUUUAUCCAAAUCCUUGGUAGCUAAACUGUACAUCGGUAUCGCAGGGCAGUAUGAAAUGGCCCACGGCCUGAUUUCCUCCAUGACCGCCACUCAGGAGGUCUCCAGCGAUUUAAAGAAAUAUUUGUUGGAUGGAGCCCAAUUCUACAAAGCCAUGGCAAAAAAAUUCCUUGCACUUGAUGCAAAUGAUAACCAAAAAUUGGGCGAUGCUGUAGGGUUUCUGAGAGACAGUAAAGCGGAUUUACGGGCGAUCCAGCACUCCAGUAUCUCGAAGCCUCACGUUCGCAAAUCCUCUGUAGCCGCCCGUGCCGUCAAGGAAGAAGAAGCCGUGACGGAAUUGUUGCAGAAAUUCACCAUGAUCAAUGAUACGAUUGCGUAUCAGGCUGUCCCAUCUCGUCAAGAGUUGCAACGCCUGAUUCCUACCGGUCGCGGUGUGCUGGAAAUGAAGCGUUAUACCCUUCCCGCUCCGGCUUUUGGAUCCAGUCACGAAGAUGCCACGAACGCAAGCCAAUCUUACGCCCGUUCCGGUGCUUACUACUAAUUGCCCCAGACUUUCUCUUGCAAUAUGAAAUCUGCCAGCCCAGCUCGGUAGAUGAAUUAAUAAAUAACCAAGCGUUCAUAAGCAUACUACUGUAUCUUCCGUGUAGGAUCAUGCAACAAUUUUAUUCAAGUCAGUUCGAGCAGGGCUGCAAGGGUACGAACAGUGUUUUCAAUGAAUUUAAUAUACAAUUCCGGUAAUAAGCCAUUAGUUGGCAGAAGGCGAUAAGGGAGAAAGAUAAAUCACUCAGCACACGCUCGUUGAUCGUAAAAAAUGGAACUGGGAGAAAAAAGUCGGAAAUAAAUAUUUUACUGCUCAAUUAGGCUUUUUUUCCCAUCGUGUAGGUAUCAAAUAAACAAAACGUUG